UCUACAUUUAUUCUUAUUUGAUGAAGCAGGCACAAAGCAAAGAUUCUCUACAUUCUGCAAUCUCCGAAGCUACAAACAAUGAAAAUUUCAAAUUAGGCGACCAAGUUAAAAUGAAGACUGGUGGCCGUGCCGGUGUAGUUGCUUUUGUUGGGCCAACAGAUUUCCAAUCUGGAAUUUGGAUUGGUGUUAUUUUGGAAAGACCUGAAGGAAAAAAUAAUGGAAGUGUUGAUGGACGGGUUUAUUUCAAGUGUCAAGAUAAAUUUGGAGUUUUUUGUCGUCCUAAUAACUUAAUUAAAUUAAAUAAUCAGUCGGCAAUACAAUCUCCAUUAGCUCAAAGAUCACAACAACAUCGAAGAGUCCCAUCACCAACAAAUUCAAUUGCAAGUUCUUUCGCUCCUUCAAUUGCUGCCUCACAAGUUGGAGGAUUACGAGAUCAUUCACCUUUUGCGAUAGAAUAUGGUUAUGAUAUUGGUGAUCGAGUAAAUACAAAUGAUGGACGCUGCGGAAAAAUAAAAUUUUUAAAUACAAUUAAUGGACAAGUAUAUGCUGGUAUUUUGUUAGAUAAACCUGUUGGUAAUUCUAGUGGGGAAUUUAAUAGUAUUCAAUAUUUCAAAUGUUAUCCAAAAUAUGCUGUUUUUCUUCCUGCUGAUCAAGUGAAACGGGCAACUCGUACAGAAUCUGCUCUUCCACCCAAAAUUGCCCCAAAACAAACAACAGCUUCAAAAUUAAGAUUAGAAAGACGUGGGGGAUUGGAUGGAUAUACAAAUGCUGGUGCUAGUUCUUGGCGAGGAAGCAUGGAAUCAUUGGAUAGCGCAAUAUCCCCAAGAUCGCCAAAAUCUCCUCCGCCAAAAUAUGGUGGAACUAUGAAACAAUCGAGUUUUUCUAAAGAUAAUGAAGUUAUUGCUGGCUUAAAGAAAUGUUUGCAAGAAAAAGAAGCUCAUUUAACUAAAUUAUCAUAUGAAAUGGAGGAGCGUCGUUGUGAUUCUGAGCGUUUGGCCCAAGAAAAUAAAAGUUUAAAAUUGCGGAUUGGAGAAUUAGAUUUUAAUCUUCAAGAAUUAUCGCGUGAAAGAUCAGAACUUCGAUCAUCUAUUGCCGCAAAUGAAAAGAAGCUUGAAGAUUUGUCUUUUUGUUAUACGGAAAGUGAAGUGCAAAGAGGAGAAUUGGAGCAUAAAUUAAAUGAAUUGAAAAGUAUGCCUACAUUAUUUGAAAAAGAGGAGGGAAUGUAUUUAGAUGUAGAAAAUAGUAGAGGCCCUUCAAUUUCUGCUUUAAUUGACUCUCAAUUAUUACUUCCGCUUGAUGAGUUCAAUAAAGAUGAUGAAAUAACUUUCGUUGAGGUUGACGUUCAAACUGAAAAUGAACAACAAAUUUUAAAAAAGAAUAAUCAAAAUUUUGGUACUCAAACAGAGAAUAUUUUUGAUUGUAAAGAUUUUGGAAUGCAAGUAGAUUGUGUUGAUGAUAUGUUGGAAAAGGGAGCAAAGGAUGACAUUAUUGAAGGAGGUUUGACAAAAAUAUUCGAAGAAAUUGGAGUUCAAACAGAAGAAGAACAAAUUAUUAAAGAAGAGAAAAAAUUAUUUGAAAAUAAUUUUACUCAAACUGAAGAAAAGAAAAUGAUAAAUUCUGAAAAUCAAACGGAUAAAAAGUUGGAGAAGGACUCAGCAAAUCAAACUGAUGAGAAAUUGUUGAAGGAUUCUGCCAAUCAGACUGAUAAAAUAUCAUUACAGGAUUCAGCAUUUCAAACGGAGGAGGAAGUUUCUAGGAUUUUUAAACAAAAUUGUGUUAAUUCAAUUGCUCAAACACUCGCAACGACUAUUUUAAAUAAAGAAGAGGGAAUUCAAACACUUCCUGUACUACCUCCAAAAAUUCAAAGUAUCAGUUCUCAAACUGAAGAGCUUAAACAAAUACCUGUUUUCGUUCAUUUUAUCGAAUCUGCAGUUCAGACUGAUUUUAUGUUGCCUAGUCCUGAUUCAUUCGAGGCAAAUACUCUUAACAAUUCUACUUGCAAGACUAACGCAACACCUCCUCGGAAUUCUUCAUUUUCAUCAACUAACGAGGUUUUAGAAUUAAAUGUUACGCAACUUCCAUUCAACGAUAUAUUUUCAACGCCAGCAAGUUCAGAUGAACAAAAACUUUGUUCACCAAAUACUUUACAUAAAAAGCUUAAAGAAAAAUGUCAAGAUGUUGACCGUUUAGAACAACAAAAUUCCUUUUUAAAUAAAAUAAUUGCUGAUCAACAAAUGGCUAUUGAACAAAUGAAGAAAAUGUCUAUUGGAGGAAUUGGAGGAGAAUCGAAAAAUAAUAAUGGAAAUGGAAGUAAUAAUAUUGAAAGUUGUAUUGGUGGGAAUCUUAUAAGGAAUCAUACAAAUAAACAGCAACAACCACAAAGAAGAUGUCGUCUUUACUGCGAAUAUUGUGAACGUUUUGAUUGUCAUCCAACAGAUGAAUGUCCGAUUGAGGAAGCAAGAAGGCAGGAAAAACUUGCUCAUAUUGUCUUUUCCCCAAAUAGAAACAAGAAAUGA
Messenger RNA from Meloidogyne enterolobii, 2516 nucleotides. Lineage: Eukaryota; Metazoa; Nematoda; Chromadorea; Rhabditida; Meloidogynidae. The record is from the annotation of a GenBank genome assembly.